Molecule: messenger RNA, 1647 nt
Organism: Daphnia pulicaria
Lineage: Eukaryota; Metazoa; Arthropoda; Branchiopoda; Diplostraca; Daphniidae
Exons: 7
Coding region: 1-1557 (518 amino acids)
Molecular function (GO): protein binding
Source: RefSeq, a predicted model, not a curated record
AUGAGUUUAGGCAUUACAAGUAUUUUACACGACAGCGAAGAAUACGUGGAAGUGGAUAACUGUUUCGAUCCCGGAUGCUACAGCUGGGACAUUCACUAUUCAGCCAGCGAUAGGCAGAUUACAAAGUUAAUUGAGCUGUCAAACGAAUGUCACCAGUACUUUAAAUACGAUUGCAUCGAAGCACCGUUCGAUUUCGAUGGCCAACAGGUUUCAUGGUGGGACGACCGACAUGAAGACCAGCAACACUUUUGGUCCGGAAAACACACAAGUGGUCACACAUGUGACUGCGGCAUCAACAGUAACUGUUUGGAUUCCGCCGAAAAAUGCAACUGUGACUCAAAAUUAUCAUCCCCGCAAUCCGAUGAAGGAAUCAUCACCGACAAGAGCAUCUUACCAAUCAAACGUCUUCAUUUCGGGCAUACCUCAACCGGAUCUGGCGGACACACUCUGGGGAGAUUCCAGUGCUCGGGCGAGACGGCCAGUGAAAUUGUUAACGAAAUGGCAAGCUCAUGUGCAGACUUGAGAGCACUGGGGCAUUCCUCUAGCGGAUUCUAUUUAGUCCAAGGAGCCGAAAUAGUCGAAACUGUUUACUGUGAUUUCUCAAAAUUACAGAGCGAAGAAGGUUUUGAGACUUGGGUCGGAUACGCCGAUCUCAAACCGGAACCAACUCAUUCCGGAAUGCCAACGUCCUGUGCCGAUUUGAGGGGAAUAGGACACACAUCCUUCUCCAGCGGAUUUUAUCCCAUUAUGGGGGAGAAGUUGGUGGAAAUGGUUUACUGCGAAUUCCCCAUAUCUCCACAAAAAGAAGUGCUUGAGGAAUGGAUGGGGUACGCGGAUCUCAAGCCGGAACCCACAUUCGCUGGAUUGCCAAGGUCCUGUGAUGAUUUGUUGGGAAUAGGACACACGACCUUCUCAAGUGGAUUUUAUCCCAUUUUGGGGGAGACGUUUGUCGAAAUGGUUUACUGCAACUUUGACACAUCACCAAAAAGUACCAUCGAUUCCCAGAUCGAUUUGGGAGUCAUUGACGUCAAAUCAAACUCAACCUUUUUCUACGGUCAGAGAACUACCCCAUACGUCCCAAAACCUGGCCUUACUCCGAAUAUACCAUUCGACGCUCCCCCAAACAGCCCACUUAAUUUUAAUGUGCUCAACAUCGGUAGUGGAUGGGACGCAUUAUUCGACCACUUUCAGGCCCCAGUCAAAGGUCGAUACUUUUUCUCCGUGUCCGGAAUUGCAACUUGUCGAACCGCUACGUUGACAUGCAAGUGCACCGCAUCCCUGAGGAAAAAAACUACCGCAGGUGUCGACCCAUCCACGGUUGGGAGUGCAAUGGGCGAGGUCGACAUGGAGAGGCGAGAUAAAACCAGCACCGACUCGGAAACGUUUUCUAUUCAAGCGACGCUCGAUUUGAACAAGGGCGAUAAAAUCUGGUUGGAAGUUGACUUGCUGACUUCCUCGCCCGUAGCAAAUUUGUACGACGACUUCAGACAUUUCACUCAUUUCACCGCAAUAUUGCUACAGGAAGACAUAAUCGAUUCACUGGAAUUGUAUCUGUAGAUACAGCAUUAUAGCGCCUCCGAGACCAUUUAUAAAUUUUCUAUUAAAUUUAAUUCACCUGCUUGACAAAUGACUAAAGGGACGCUAACU